AUGUCCUCCCCGCCACCCUCCGACCGGGGCUCCGACAUGUCCGAAGAAGACGAGGAGUUCCAGGAACCCACCCCCGAAACCAACAUCCGCGACUGCGGCUACUCGAAAUGCGGCUCUGUGAUUUACCGCACAACUUACAACCCCUCCUCGACCCCGAAAUGGGACCAGUUCAAGGCCCUCGUCCUCUCCAACCUCCGCAACAAAAUCACCCACUCCCUCGCCCCAGAGAUCCUCAAUAACAUGGACUUCAUCUUCGCCGACGACCCUUCGCUAGACAACAUUUCCAUCGCCAAUCUUCAGCGCCGCUUUCAGAGCUGGGUCGAGUCGGAGAACAUGCUCCCCUUCAAGCCCAGCCAGGCCGACCCGGCACAGAUGGUAUACGUGCCCCGGGGCGCCAGGUACGAGUUCUUCGUCAUGGUCGACGAGCUCGCCCUGCUCUCCCCCUGCGUGGAGCUUGUGCGUGGCUUCCCCGAGCACGAGAACCCACACGAGGUCGGUCGCGAGCACGUCAAGGUCUGGCAUAUUGCUGUCGGGACCGAACUGUACGAUGAGCUGGGCGACCCGAACGCCCCUUAUACAGGCCGUUAUUACAAUUCUUUGCCUGGGCACCUGGUUGCCCAGGGCUAUUAG
Colletotrichum graminicola M1.001 is the source of this 630-nucleotide messenger RNA. RefSeq lists its product as uncharacterized. The transcript has a single exon. The coding region runs from base 1 to 630 and encodes 209 amino acids. NCBI's taxonomy places the organism in Eukaryota, Fungi, Ascomycota, Sordariomycetes, Glomerellales, Glomerellaceae. The record is from RefSeq and is a predicted model, not a curated record.